Messenger RNA from Desarmillaria tabescens, 254 nucleotides. RefSeq lists its product as uncharacterized. The record is from RefSeq and is a predicted model, not a curated record. NCBI's taxonomy places the organism in Eukaryota, Fungi, Basidiomycota, Agaricomycetes, Agaricales, Physalacriaceae. The transcript has 4 exons. The coding region runs from base 73 to 246 and encodes 57 amino acids.
CUCGACCGUAAGGGUGGGGCGGAUACUUAUAUCGAUAAAUCCGUUUUACAGCUACCCCACUAACUCUCUGCUAUGAAUAAAUUUCCAUCCGGUUCACGUGUCUUCUUCUACAGUUCUACUGGUAACCUCAUGAAAGGAGUCGUAGAAUCUACGACUCAUGCGGCGAAUGGUACCCAAAUGAUCACUAUCAAGUGCGACAAUGGAGCGACCUUAACCUUACCAUCUGCAAGUGUGUUCAAGGAAUAGCUUCAGAA